CGUCCCAGCGUCCCUUUCAAUUUUGAAUCAUCGGACCGUUGUUCUAUUUAUUGAUACCUCCUGCUUCUAGAACAGUUCUCAGAUACGCUCAGCAUACCAGCAUUCGUCUCCUUUCUUUUCUGCUCAAAAUUCUUGCUCUCGCAAUAGAGGAAUCUUUUGUUUGUAUGUGUGAUUGCAUAUAUAUACAUAUAGGAUCGAAGGAAUUUGCUCAUUUUUGGAUUGGAAUGAGCGUUGAGGCGAUCAGUCGGGGUACGGCUGUAUCUUGUGUCGGAUUGGAGUUGAUGAAGCUGGGUUUGGUCUGUUUUGAAGUUCUUGUCGGCAAGUGUUUUUCGUCAAUCGAAGGAUGCUUGUGAAAUGAUUUUCUUUAUUUCGUUCUUCCAUUCAUUUGCGUAUUUGAAAACGGCAUUUAUUUCAAGAAUGAAACCCUAAGUAGGAGGAUCCUUUUUGGAGAUUCGGUUAAGUUUGUGUUGUUUGAUCUCUUUCUAGGAUAUUUGCCUCUGAUUUUGCCCAUUGAGAUUCUUGAGUAUUUCUUGUAAUUGGAAAUUUCAACUCGCAUGUUUCCUUAGAUUUCCAGAACACAUGUUUUAUCUCUACAUAGCUGACUCUUCUUCAUCCAUACACUGGUAGCCAUAGCUUUAACAUAUUAUGAGAUUUCUCAUUUCACCGGGCGCAGAAAUUGCGGUAGCAUAUAAUGAUUAGGAGACAACAUUCUGUAGAUGGUUGCCAGUGUUUGGAAUUUUGGGGCAUAUGCAGGUUUUCUUAUUUCUUGACUAAAUAUGAAUGGUGAUGAGAGUAGAAAAACACUUCGAGAUGGUGCUGGCAGUGGUUCAGAAAGAGCUCAACCGUUGCAUGGGAGGACCAGUGGGCCUAGGAAGCGCUCCACAAAGGGGCAAUGGACUGCAGAGGAGGAUGAGAUAUUACGGAUGGCUGUUCAACGAUUUAAUGGAAAAAACUGGAAAAAGAUUGCGGAGUGUUUCAAGGAUCGAACAGAUGUGCAAUGCUUACACAGGUGGCAGAAGGUUCUUAAUCCAGAUCUUGUUAAAGGUCCAUGGACAAAAGAGGAGGAUGAAAGCAUAACUGAAUUGGUGAAUAAAUUUGGACCAAAAAAGUGGUCUACCAUUGCGCAGCAUCUUCCUGGGCGUAUAGGGAAGCAAUGUAGGGAAAGGUGGUACAAUCAUCUUAACCCUGGCAUAAAUAAAGAAGCUUGGACUCAAGAUGAGGAGCUGACUUUAAUUCGUGCCCAUCAGAUUUAUGGGAACAAGUGGGCUGAGUUAACAAAGGUUUUGCCUGGGAGGACUGACAAUGCAAUUAAAAAUCAUUGGAAUUCUGCUGUCAAGAAGAAGCUAGACAUGUAUAUGGCAUCAGGGCUACUUUCACAGUCCCAAGGCGCACCCCUUGUUUGCCAUAGAGAGCCAGCUUCCUCUUCUUCAAUGGCACAACAAAGUAGUGAAGAUGGUAGAAACAGAGCAGAGGUGGUGGAAGGUACAUCUCAGUCUACAAACAAAUCAAUCAAGAAAAUUAAACAUCCCGAGGGGAGCUCCAGAGCAACUGAAGAAUCAAGUACAGUCCGCUCUUCUGAAGAUCAUUGCCCUACUUCUCAAGACGUCACAUAUGCCAUACAAAAAACACCUUGUAAACAGCAGGGUGAUGAAUUUCUUGAACUUGGUUCCUCUCCAGAUCAGGUAACACUUCCAAGGAAUGAUCAACAAAACACAGAUGGUGGGCUGCCUGAUAUGUCUUUCCAGGAGCUUUGGCAAAAUUCACCUGGAAUGUUCAUUUCAUCUUUUUCUGGAAGGGAUAACCAAGAAAAUGCAUCCUUUCCUUCAGCAACUUAUGAGGAACAUACUUCCGUGACAAACAGGGUUGUGAAUUCUGCUACUCCUAACUCUAUUGCUAGUUUGGACUGCCAGAGGGAACAUAGUCAGGAUAGCCAUGAUAAAUCUCUCUUUGAAACUACUACUAGGGAUGUUGAUGGACCUGCAGAGUCGUCAUAUAAUCAAUGUUCUUCUCAGGUGCCUUAUGAUAUGAUGGGAAUUCCUCUUCGUCAACCUCUUGCCACUCCUAAUCUACUCCUGGCGUCUAAUGAUGAUUUGCUUAUUUCCAGUAUAACUGCAAAUCAGUGCAACUAUUCCUCUCAUAUGAUUGCUGAGCAGGAGUCCAGUUUGCAAAGACAAGGUGAUGAAUUUGUUCAUGCCAAGGAAUUCAAUAAUUUUGCUUGUAUGGAAAACUCCGCCGUGGUAAAUAUGCAAUCAAAUCUAGUUUUGGCAAAUGAUUUUGUAUCAACUCCAUUGGAUGUUUCUCAAUGUUGUUCUUCCAAAGACAAACACCGAGCUGACUCAGAAGAACAGGGGUUGGGAGUUUUAUUCUAUGAACCUCCUCGUUUUCCAAGCUUUGAGAUGCCAUUUUUCAGUUGUGAUCUUAUAGAAUCUGGCAGUGAUAUGCAUCAACAGUACAGUCCGUUUGGCAUACGCCAGCUGAUGAUUUCUUCCAUGACUCCACUCAAACUCUGGGAUUCACCAAAUAAAGAUGAUAGCCCAGUCGCAGUUUUGAAAAGUGCAGCCAAGAGUUUUCCCGACGCUCCAUCAAUAAUGAAAAAAAGAAACCGAGAUAUGUUAUCUCCUGCUUCUGAAACAAGCAGUGGAAAGAAGCUUGAAAGUAUAUCUGAACAAGAGUUUUCCAACCCAACAAAUGAUGUUUCCACAUCGGAAGAUGUAUUUAAUGGAAGUAUAGAUGAAAGAGAAGCAAUGCUGUUGGUAUCUCCAGAGUGUAAAGGGAAAUUCGAAGUGCCUUUUAUGGAAAAAGAAAACAUGGUCCCUGCUCCUGAUUGUCAGGCGAAGAAUGAAGGCAGCAAAAAUCUUCUUAUCUCAUUCGAUGAGUAUUCAGACAACAUACCUGAACAUGCUUCUGUGGGCAAAGAUGCAAUGGAUUUGGAAAAUGAGUUAUCUGGAAUCCUUGUUGAACAGGAUAUGAAUAACAUGCUAUUCUUGUCUCCUGACCCUUUUGGAGUUAAGGUUGAUAGAUCAUCUGGCCCCGGCUCCAGAACUCUUGGAAAUAAGUAUUCGAAAAGACUUGAUUGUGUAUCAAAACAUGGUGCUAUUUUAUCUUCUGCCGAGACACUGAGCUUUUCUGCUAUUUGUUCUCCUAGAGACAUCACACAGAAGGAUUGCACUAUUCUUGCUGCAACAACGUCAAUGCAAACAUUGAAUAGCCCUUCAGAGAAGAAAGUUGAAAGUUCUGGUGAAGGCAUAGUCGAAACAGACAGCAGAUGCGUGGAGACACCAUUCAAGAGGACUACUGAGUCUCCUUCCAUAUGGAAAUCACCUUGGUUUAUUAACAAUUUUACACCAGGUCCCAUAGUUGAUACAGAUAUAACAGUUGAGGACAUUUUGAGCCCAGGGGACAAAAGUUAUGAUGCCAUUGGGUUAAUGAAGCAAUUAGAAGAGCAUACUGCUGGUACCUUUGCUGAUGCACUGGAGAUUUUGGGAGAAGAAACUCCAGAAUCUUUGAAAGCUAAAUGGGCAAAAGGCCCAGGAGAAGGAAAGCCGAGCUGCUUUAGUCCAGAUUCCCAAAGCAAAUAUUAUGCCCUUAAGGCUACAAAUUUUGCGACUGGGAGGCGUACCCUUGAUUUUAGUGAAUGCGGAACACCUAGAAAGAGAAAUGUUACUUUUCCAUCAAGCAGCAGUCAAUGACCUCAAAAUUUUCAUUCUACUGUAAUCUCUAUGAAUCCCUUAAUUAAAAUUUAUGCAGUUUGUGACAUAUGAUCUAGUGUUUGAAUAUUCCAUUUAUUCUUGUAUCUUCUACCACCCGGAAUAUCCUGAAUAAGGAAAAAGAAAGAAAAUGAACAAUGGAUUAGAUUGAAGUAUGUUGAGGAUAUGGAUCAUUCUUUUUGUUCAAUGCUGUCUUAAAGUGUAUUA
This is a messenger RNA of Andrographis paniculata, 3914 nucleotides long. Its product is annotated as transcription factor MYB3R-1-like. Gene Ontology annotation, cellular component: nucleus. The coding region runs from base 777 to 3689 and encodes 970 amino acids. Gene Ontology annotation, molecular function: DNA-binding transcription factor activity, RNA polymerase II-specific; RNA polymerase II cis-regulatory region sequence-specific DNA binding. The transcript is spliced from 12 exons. Gene Ontology annotation, biological process: regulation of DNA-templated transcription. The record is from RefSeq and is a predicted model, not a curated record. Lineage: Eukaryota; Viridiplantae; Streptophyta; Magnoliopsida; Lamiales; Acanthaceae.